Messenger RNA from Diceros bicornis minor, 1246 nucleotides. RefSeq names its product olfactory receptor class A-like protein 1. The record is from RefSeq and is a predicted model, not a curated record. The transcript has a single exon. Gene Ontology annotation, cellular component: membrane. Lineage: Eukaryota; Metazoa; Chordata; Mammalia; Perissodactyla; Rhinocerotidae. Gene Ontology annotation, biological process: G protein-coupled receptor signaling pathway. Gene Ontology annotation, molecular function: pheromone receptor activity.
AUGUUUCCAAGUAAUGUGAUUUAUGGGUGUUUGUCCAUAUUUCAAGUUUGUUUUGGGUUCACAGGGAACUCAUUGGUCUUCAUGUUAUAUGUGUACACCUUCUUAACUCAAUCUCACCUGAAAAAGCCCAUAGAUUUGAUUUUUUUACACUUGACAUUGAUCAAUGCUUUGACAAUUGUGUUCAGCUUGAUGCCAACUGUCAUGUCAUCCUUUGGAAUAAGACAUUUUCUGGAUGAUGUUGGUUGUAAGGCAACUUUGUACACGUGCAGAGUUACUCGGGGUCUUUCCAUGUGUACUACCUCCCUCCUGAGUGCAUUUCAAGCCAUAACUAUCAGUCCCAGUACUUCUAAAUGGACAUGGUUUAAAUCUAAAAUGUCUACAUGCAUGUUUCCUUCUUUCCUUUUCUUCUGGAUCAUGAACAUGCUCAUCUAUAUCCGUAUCAUCCAAACUGUCAGAGCCAAUCGCAAUGUCACAAUUGUUGGUCCUGGGUAUUCUCAAGUAUAGUGUCACACUAAGCAGGUGGAACGCCACUAUUCAAUGGCAUUUAUAAGUGGCAUGCUGAUUAAAGAUAUCCUCUUUGUGGUCCUUAUGAUGUUGUCCAGUAUCUACAUGGUGAAUCUCCUCUACAAACACCACCAGAGAGCCCAGCAUGUUCACAGCCGCAGCCUCUCUUCCCAGCCGUCUCCUGAAAUCAAAGCCACCCACAAUAUCUUUUUGCUUGUAAGUUGCUUUGUUUUCUUUUAUUGUGCAAACAACUUCGUUACCCUUUAUUUUUUUUAUAUACCCAAGAAAACCCCAGGAAUUCAGAGAAUUGCAGGGAUUAUUUCAGCAUGCUACCCAACCAUCUGCCCUUUUGUGCUGAUGAAAAAUAAUAAGAUUAUUUUCACAUUUACUUCUUCCAUUUCAAAAAUGAGAAUGACCUUUUUUCAAAGAACAUUCGGUAGAUGAUCUGACACCCACAACUUUCUUUGGCAACAGAGAAGUCUCUUCAGUGAUUUAUACAAAGAAAAAAUGCCAUGUGGCUAUUGAAGACUUGAAAUGGGGCUAGUAUAAUUGAGAUGAGCUGUAAAUUAAAAAUAAACACAUUUUGAAUUCUUAAAGUGAAUGAGUACACAAAUAUCAAAUUAAUAAUUUUCAUAUUGUUUACUUGUUUACAUUAUAAUAAUUUGGGUUAAACAAAAUAUAUUAAAAAGAUAUCAUUAGAACUAACUUUGUCUGCUUGGUUUUGCUCUUUUCAAAAUGUGGC